AUGGAGAUAAUGGUGGUGGUGACAGUGGUAUUAGGUCUUUUAUUGGGUGUGCUCGUUGUGAUUCCGCGGUUGCGUAAAUUGGAUCAUAGCAAAACGGUUCUGUCAAGUACUGCCAGCAAGGCAUCGAAAAUAUACAGUAAAGCUGAAGUUUCCUUGCAUAACAAGAGGACCGAUUGUUGGAUCAUCAUCAAGGAAAAGGUUUAUGAUGUCACCUCAUAUGUAGAAGAACACCCUGGGGGGGAUGCCAUCCUAGCACAUGCCGGUGACGAUUCAACUGAAGGGUUCUUUGGGCCACAACAUGCGACCCGAGUCUUUGACUUGAUCGACGACUUUUACAUUGGAGAACUGGACAAGUUCUCCAAUUAUUCUGAUUUACCCAUAUUGCUGCUUCUCUCAUUGCCAAUGCUUCUGCCUCUGGUGGAUCUUUUGUGUCUUGAAUUCGAAUCUUUGUUCUCAGCACUGUGCCUUGGUGGUUUCUAAUAAUUGUUGUUGCGCAUGAAUUUCCUCUCCAAUUGCUGCAUCGACAUUGAGCUUUAAUUCUCCUUCACUUGGUGGAAUCCAUUGGAUUUGUCUUUUGAGAUCUAGGACUUUUUAUUGCG
This is a messenger RNA of Ilex paraguariensis (yerba mate), 599 nucleotides long. The record is from the annotation of a GenBank genome assembly. Lineage: Eukaryota; Viridiplantae; Streptophyta; Magnoliopsida; Aquifoliales; Aquifoliaceae.